CCGAGUCUACGUAACCAAGCCGCGGUGACGUGCGGAUGCCUCUAUUUCCUACACUCUGCAAAGCAUCAUCAAAAUCACCAUCCAUCAAGAACCGCUUCACCCCCCUCAUCCUCGCCCCCUCCUCCUUUCUCUCUCUCUCUCUCUCUCUCUCUCUCUCUCCUUUCUCUCUCUCUAUCCUCUAUCUCUCUCUCCUCCUCCUUCGUUGUCUUUUUAAUGUAACUUCUGGAUGAUCGGGAAAGCAGGGAGCGUCUGGAGAGCCUGGUCCGGUGACUCCAUCUCUGCUGAAAGAUCCGCUCGCAAGGCAUUCCGCUCAUCAUAGCUGGACACACGGACAGGAGGGGAUCCGUUUGUGGAAUAACGCCGCGCUUUCCUGUGGAUUUCGGUUCAGUUGAUUAUUAUUAUUAUUUUUUAAACCCUCCUGGAUGUCGGAGCGCAUCAGACCGCUCUGAGUGAAGCGGUCCUCUCGGAUUUUCAACGACUGACUGUUUAUUUUUAGUCUCACAUCAUUAGUAGUGUUGCACCUCGGUGAUGCAAUGAAGGCUGUUUCAAAGCAUCUAAUGUGACUAUAUAUAUAUUUUUUUUUUGUAAAAAAAAAAAAUAAUGUCGGAGUUUCUUUAAGAGAUUAAAAUCGCGCGCGUUAAAAAAAAAAAAUCGGUUUAAAAUAAAUAAAUAAAUAAAAUUAAAGGAAAGUUGCUUGCGCAAAGUUUUGGAGUCUGUCGGAAUGGCUAUGGUAGCGUGGAGAACCACGGAGGGCGUCGGGGACCCCCAGGGGACUCUCUCCUCCCCGGUGUCCCAAGUGGCGCCUCUGUCUCUCCCCGGUGAACUGACGGGACACAUGAACUCGGCGGCCUCUCUGGAAAUACCCCAGGCAGGAGCGGCUCAGGGAGCACCGCCGCCCAAUCUAUCCGCCGCCGCCGCCGCCGCGUCCACCUCCACCACCACCACCUCCUCCACGAACAACAACAACAACAACAACAGCACCUCCUCUUCCUCCUCUUCUUCCUCCUCUUCCAUGGACAAACAGCAGAGCCAGCAGAUCGAGUGCAUCGUCUGCGGGGACAAAUCCAGCGGGAAGCACUACGGACAGUUCACGUGCGAGGGAUGUAAGAGCUUCUUCAAGCGCAGCGUCAGGAGGAACCUGACGUACACCUGCAGGGCCAACAGGAACUGUCCCGUGGACCAGCACCACCGCAACCAGUGCCAGUACUGCCGCCUCAAGAAAUGCCUCAAAGUCGGCAUGAGGAGGGAAGCCGUGCAAAGGGGCAGGAUACCCACGCAGUCUUACCACGGCCAGUUCGCGCUGACGAACGGGGACCCUCUGCAGUGCCACUCGUACUUGUCCGGGUACAUCUCCCUGCUGCUGCGGGCCGAGCCCUACCCGACCUCCCGGUUCGGCUCCCAGUGCCUGCAGAACAACAGCAUCAUGGGGAUUGAGAACAUCUGCGAGCUGGCGGCGCGGAUGCUCUUCAGCGCCGUGGAGUGGGCCCGGAACAUCCCGUUCUUCCCGGACUUGCAGGCGCCGGACCAGGUGGCCCUCCUCCGCCUCACCUGGAGCGAGCUGUUCGUGCUGAACGCCGCCCAGUGCUCCAUGCCCGUCCACGUCGCCCCGCUGCUGGCCGCCGCGGGCCUCCACGCGUCCCCGAUGUCCGCCGACCGGGUGGUGGCCUUCAUGGAUCACAUCCGGGUCUUCCAGGAGCAGGUGGAGAAGCUGAAGGUGCUGCAGGUGGACUCGGCGGAGUACAGCUGCAUCAAGGCCGUAGUGCUGUUCACCACAGACGCCUGCGGCCUGUCGGACGUGGCCCACGUGGAGAGCCUCCAGGAGAAGUCCCAGUGCGCGCUGGAGGAGUACGUGAGGAGUCAGUACCCCAACCAGCCCAACCGGUUCGGGAAGCUGCUGCUCCGCCUGCCCUCGCUGCGCACCGUCUCCUCCUCGGUCAUCGAGCAGCUGUUCUUCGUGCGCCUGGUGGGGAAGACGCCCAUCGAGACGCUGAUAAGGGACAUGCUGCUGUCCGGCAGCAGCUUCAGCUGGCCGUACAUGCCCAUCCAGUAGGUGUGAAGGCUACAAGGUUGCUUCUCCAAUCGAGUGAUUUGGUUUUUGUUUAGUUUUUUCCCCCCCACCCCCAUGUAACCCAAAAUUCUCUGCCAGAGGAAUGAGAUUAUUAAAGGUAAAAAACAAACAAACAAAAAAAAAAAUCAUGCAAUUCUACUAAGUAAUAUCAGCGGUCUGCCUUAUUUUACAAAAAGGGUCCUGAACAAAAUGAAGAACAGGAAAUUAUUUGAAAUCAAAGGGAGAAUAAAAAAACGAGACACAACACAAGUUGACUGCUUAUUUUGGACUGUUUUUUUUUUCUUUUCUUUUUUGUUUUUUUUGUAAUUGUGACAGUGUAUGGACGCUUUAACAAAACGAUAUUUAUUGGACCUGUGUGUAUAUUUAUCGUGCUUGUAAAUUAUGUUUCCGAUCCUUUUGCUUUCUAAAUGUUGCGUGUGUCGUUUUUUUUUUUUUUGCCCACGGUCAAUGAGGAAACUGCAGGGAGCCUUUUGUGUGUGUUGAUCUGUUUAUUUCAAAAAAUUUUUUAUUUGAGUUUUGUCUCUGUUCUUGAUUUCAUACCUUCCAGAAAAAAAAAGCACUUUGGACUUAGUGAAAAAUGGAAAUAUUUACAGCAUUUGUUUUGAACCUGACUCAUUCGGUUCCACACUAAAGCUCUGACUUUAAUUGUUUUGUCUUCUCCUGGUUAUGAAAUUGCUCUUCUUUUUUUUUAAAUUUUUACAAAAAUAUUCUCUUGUAAAAAAAAGAAGAAAAAAAGAAUUGUAGAUACUUCUUGGCCAAAUUUCCUCAUUCUUCUUUUCACGACUGUGAAAAUAUGACUGUUUGCCUUCUGUGACGAUAUUAAAAGCGGAUCAUUGCUUUUGGGUUUUAGCAGACAUGUUCAGUUUGCUCCUGAGAUGCUGCGGCUGAGUGAGGCUGACUGUCAGGAAGCUGCCGGGUAUUUUUCUACUCAGAGGGGUUUACACUCAGACCCCAAACCCCGUCACGUUUAUUUCUCUCACACACACACACACACAAAAGAAAAAACAAACAAACAAACAAUGGCACAAGGAGAUUAUUGAUGAUUACAUUACCAAAUAAUGUGUUUCCACUUUUUUUUUUUUUUUUUUUAAUUUUGGUUGUCUUAGAGAUUUUUAAAGAGCAACAUCUUCCCGGGCCGAGAGACAAAUGGACUUGAUGGGAAUCAUGUGUUUACAUGAACCCAGGCCACUCACUUGCACAACCUGCUCCGUUCAAAGGGUACGAAUGUGUGUGUGGGUGGGUGUGUGUGUGUGGGCGUGUGUGUUCCCUUGUGUUUUUUUUUUUUUUUUCUGUUUUCUGACAACCACUCUGAUGUACUGUGAAAGUUAACAUAUUGGUACCUUAUUAAAUUAUAACUCAAGAUUUAUA
This is a messenger RNA of Xiphophorus hellerii (green swordtail), 3436 nucleotides long. RefSeq names its product COUP transcription factor 2-like. Gene Ontology annotation, molecular function: zinc ion binding; sequence-specific DNA binding; DNA-binding transcription factor activity. The record is from RefSeq and is a predicted model, not a curated record. Gene Ontology annotation, biological process: regulation of DNA-templated transcription. Lineage: Eukaryota; Metazoa; Chordata; Actinopteri; Cyprinodontiformes; Poeciliidae. The transcript is spliced from 3 exons. The coding region runs from base 722 to 2050 and encodes 442 amino acids.